AUGUCGGACGAAAAGUACGACAGACCUCCUGUACCAUCUCCAGAUGCACAGAUGAAUGGUGGAGUAGACGACAACAAACUAAACAAGCCAGAAACUUGUGACAGCUCUGCAUCAACAAAAUAUCCGCCCACGCAGGACCAACCUUCUCAGAACGGGCCUCAACCGGAAGGCAACAAUGGGUAUCAGUUCAACCAAGACCCUUACUAUAAUGUGAACUCCAAAACUGGAGGGGCACCUGUAGAGUCCUAUGCAGAUGCGUUCCCUAUUGAGGAAAAGGCGAGGUGGAACGAUUGGCCGUUCACUAUCUUUUUUAUACUGACAUGCUGUGCAUUUAUUGUAAUUGCAAGUAUAACACUGAGAGCGUGGUCCCAUACGUACGGCCAAACUGGUUCUGGAAUUUACACCGAAAGUGAUACAGGAACAUUGAACACUAAUUCGGCAAUCUUGUUGGCUUUCGUUUGUGUUCUAGGGCUGUGCUUAGCUAUGUUGGGGCUCACGUUGUGUAGGUUGUACCCACGAGUUUUCAUCGUAUGCGGGAUCAUACUCAACAUUAUUUCCGGGUUGGCUACAUCUAUCAUGUACUUCUCUUUGCACUACUGGUCUGCUGCCAUUGUGUUUUUGGUUUUCACGCUAUUUGCAGCCUACUGCUACUGGGGAAUGAGACACAGGAUUCCACUGGCAGUUGCCAUCUUAAAGACGGUCAUAGACGGUAUGAAGGCCUGUCCACAGACUUUUGCGAUCUCUGUAAUGGGGACAAUCGUCGGUGGUGCAUUUGCUGCUCUGUUUUCAAUGGUCAUCGUGGCAACAUACAUCAAGUAUGAUGAUACAGGGAACAACCCUGGCUGUGACGUCUCUGGUGGUAAUUGCUCCCACGCCAAACUUAUCGGUAUCCUAGUGCUCGUCUUUUUCUGCGGGUACUACAUAUCCGAGGUCAUUAGAAAUGUGAUCCACAUGACUGUUUCAGGUGUGUUUGGUUCGUGGUACUACAUGUUCAAAUCUGACCAAGGUAUGCCCAAAUGGCCCGCGUUUGGAUCCUUCAAGAGGGCGAUGACUACUUCAUUCGGGUCCAUCUGCUUUGGCUCGCUAAUUGUAUCGUUGAUUGAAACUUUUAGACAGGUUCUCAAUUUGAUCAAACAGGGGUUGGCUACCAAUGGGAAUCUGGGGAAUGCCGUGCGGAUUGUGUUCAUGAUUAUCGACUGGAUAAUUGGGUUUUUACAAUGGAUGGCACAAUAUUUCAACCACUAUGCGUACUCGUUCAUUGCACUAUACGGGAAACCGUACUUGAGAGCGGCAAAGGAAACCUGGUACAUGAUUAGAGAAAAGGGGCUAGACGCUUUGAUCAACGAUAACUUGAUCAAUACAGCUCUAGCCUUCUACACCGUCUUCUGCAGUUACAUUGUAUCUUUACUCGCCUUUUUGUACCUACGGUACACCAAGCCAGAUUAUAAUAGCAACGGUAGUUACAACGGAGCGUUGAUCGCUUUUGCGUUUGUUAUCACAUUGCAGAUUUCCAAUAUUGCAAAUGAAGUCAUCAGGUCAGGAACGGCAACAUUUUUCAUUGCCCUUGGUAACGACCCAGAAGUGUUCCAACAUUCCUAUCCAGAAAGAUUUGAUGAAAUUUUCAGAGCCUAUCCUCAGGUCUUGAACAAAUUGAAUCACCAAAACGUUUAA
Huiozyma naganishii CBS 8797 is the source of this 1671-nucleotide messenger RNA. It is a transcript of the gene PNS1, whose product is annotated as Pns1p. Bases 1 to 1671 code for a protein of 556 amino acids. Gene Ontology annotation, cellular component: plasma membrane. Gene Ontology annotation, molecular function: transmembrane transporter activity. The transcript has a single exon. The record is from RefSeq and is a predicted model, not a curated record. Gene Ontology annotation, biological process: transmembrane transport. Lineage: Eukaryota; Fungi; Ascomycota; Saccharomycetes; Saccharomycetales; Saccharomycetaceae.